Messenger RNA from Lecanosticta acicola, 1491 nucleotides. The record is from the annotation of a GenBank genome assembly. Lineage: Eukaryota; Fungi; Ascomycota; Dothideomycetes; Mycosphaerellales; Mycosphaerellaceae.
AUGGCUACAGAAACACAGACUGUGCCAGGCGUGCCCUUCCAAGAGCUUCCCGAGUACCAGCAAGCCGAAGAGUCCAAGCACGAACGUGAGCCACUCAAUCCAAGCGUCUUCACUCUCGACUCGAACGGAGAGGAGAAUUGACUCGACAUAGUGGACUGGGCUGAUCUCAUCACCCUCGAUCUCUCCCAAUUCGACGCCCCCAACGGCAAGCAGAAGCUAGCCAACCAGCUGCGUGAUGCCGUCCACAAUGUCGGCUUCUUCUACGUGAGCACCACACAACACCCUGCACCAUCUUCGCAACCUUCCCAUAUGCAGAGACAGACUGCAGUAACAACCAAGUGAAUAUCAGCACUCACACACUCCCCUCAAAACAGAUAACAAACUUCGGCCUCACCCAGACCCAAAUCAACCGCCAGUUCGCCAUCGGAAAACAACUCUUCGCCCUGCCGGAAGCCGAGAAACUAAAGUAUCGCGCCGACCUCGAGAAUGGGCACUACAGCGGCUACCGCCCCCAGGGCACCAUCGAACUCUUCCCGGGCCUCCGCGACAACGUGGAAAUGUACAACGUCUUCAAAUUCCUCCCCGCCCUGCAGCGCUCCCACCCGGCCAUCAUCACCGCCCACCGCGCCGAGAUCGAACGCUUCCAGCGCGCCAUCGCCCAGGACAUCAUCCCCAAACUCCUCACCCUCAUCUCCCUCAUCCUCGAACUCCCCGACGAAGCCCACCUCUCCCGCGGCCACGAAUAUUCCGACCCCAGCGAUUGCCACCUCCGCUACAUGAUCUACCGCGCCCGCUCGGCGCAGGAGAACGCGCGCUUCCAGAACAUCUACUCGCGCGGCCAUACGGAUUUCGGCAGUCUGACGCUGCUUUUCCGCCAGCCUAUUGCCGCGCUGCAGAUCCGCACCAGGGAAGGGGAGUGGAAGUGGGUGCGGCCUCAUCCGGAGAGCAUCACGGUGAAUAUUGCGGAUGUGCUGCAGUUCUGGACGAAUGGGUAUUUGAAGUCUUCGGUGCAUCGGGUUGUGGCGCCGCCGGACGAUCAGGCGCAUUUGGAUCGCUUGGGGUUGUUGUAUUUCUUACGGUGAGUGGAAACCGUCCCGCUGAUUGCCUUCUCUUCGCACAUUAAAAUUUGAUCUCGACGGGGCACAUGGCUGCCGUUAUCUUGACCCUCUCCCCAAAUUCCGGGAGAGAGAGAGAGAGAGAGACAGAGAGCACCACCCCACAACCACAAACCCACUCUCCAUGCUGACUCUUCCCCAACCACCUAGCCCAACACACGACCUCGAUCUCAAAACGGUAGACAGCCCCCUACUGAAACGUCUCGGCCUCAAGAAGGAUUCCGACGACGACGAGGAGGCGGCGGGGAUCAAAGCCGGGGAUUGGGUGCGGAUGCGAGUGAAGCAGAACCAAGAUCGGGCCGUCGACGAUAGUAGUAGCCAGAAGGAAAGGGAGAAGGAAGUCCUCGGCGGCGUCAAAGUGAAAUAUUACGAUUGA